Messenger RNA from Paramuricea clavata, 22538 nucleotides. NCBI's taxonomy places the organism in Eukaryota, Metazoa, Cnidaria, Anthozoa, Malacalcyonacea, Plexauridae. The record is from the annotation of a GenBank genome assembly.
CAAAAAUCCAAAAGCGCAGUGCUCAGUGGAAUGGUUGCAAGCUAAAACAUUGACUUUUAAAUAGUAUUCUUCCGUAAAUUGUCAUUCCAAGCUGUUGAGAAUGAGAAGAUAGCGUUAAUAGUGCCAUGUGACUAUGAAAAUAAGCGAAACGAAGAUGAAAGAGACGAUAGUUCCUUCAAAAUCAGGUCCGAGUAAUGGCAUCUCUGUCAGCACUGAAAGAUUUAAGCUGGUCUACUUUGGCUCGCUUGUCAUUGACAAAAGAUAUACGUCUUGUAUGCUUCCGUGGAUUGUCGCUGAAAUUAAGAGAAAAUGCCUGAAACAGACUUUAGACGUUGUUGUUGGGGAAGCAAAAGUUAUUGGAACUGUAAAUGAUACAAUUGUCGAACAUUGUUUAGUGUCAAUAUCGAAAUGUAUUAAACUCGAAGGAAAAGAAGCCUCGACGUUUGCUUAUCUUACCAAAGAUACAAAGAACAACACAACUUGCUCAUGUCAUGUCUUUGAAGCUGAAAACACGACGAAGGUAAAAAAUUUUUAUAUUCUGAAGUUGUACUUUGUACAUACUGUAUAAUUUGAAGUACAAUUUGCAUCUGAAAGCACGACAUUGAAUACCUCGGUGAUUUGUUAUGAAAUAUUAAUGUUUCCGUGCAUUUGCAGAUUUACAACACACACAUUUUUUAUACUUUUUUACAGUUAUUGGUGCAUUUUUAUAUUCCCUUAAUAUGUAAUGGUUAUUUUUAGCACGGUAUAUUUCUUUCACAUUUGUAAAUGCAACUAACUACACAGACACUAUGUUUCUCUUCUCCACAGAAGCUUUGCUUUUAAAGGAUUAAGUUUUGCAAUUGUGCUGGAAGGUACAUCAUGCAAAAAUAUCUCCACACUACGAACCUUCAAUCCCCACACUAUGUAGCUUAUAGUGUGAUUGCAAAAUCAAUCCUUUAAAGGCCUUUGUGGAAGAGAGAGAUGUGAUAUCAUAUUUGUGUUUGCAAUAUGUUAAUAGAAUGAAAAAUGAUAUUGCAUAAACAUAAGAUUACAUGAUUGAUUGAUUGAGAGAAAUAUCAAUAUUGAUCAGUAAUAGGAUACAUAAUUUCAGAUGUAGUUUAUUCACAAACAGCUUUGAAAAGAAGACAUAUUUUGUACUAGCCAAAAGUUGAACACCAUCUUCAGGACUUGAAAUAACAGCCGAUCGAUAAUUGUUUAUGAUCAGUGGAAAAGCAGGGUUUUUCAAUCAGAGAACACAGGGAAAGUGUGCUGUGAACUGUGGGAACGUUAUUUCAAACCCUGAUCUAUAUAUGCAUUUUAAAUGCAACACUCACAGAUAAAAACAUUGUCUAUUCUCAUGAGCAUCUCAAUGUUUGUAAUGAUCAUUGAAGGUUUCAAUUACAGUGAAAAUACAAAAAUUGUCCCACUUCCACCUCUGUAGAUUGUUGUAAUUUACUGUAAUUUCUUCUGUUUUUCUGCAGCAAUUACCAUGCAAUUCAUCGACAAAUACCAUGAUAAAACUUAGUUUUCUCUAUUUUUAAAUAUGAUAAUUUGUAGCAAAGGGAAAUAAUACAUUUUUUCGUUAGUUUCAUUGCAUAAAAGGUACAAAAUUUAAAUUUUAUCGCAGUACGUAUUUGCCGAUAAAUUGGUAAUCGCUAAAAAAACACAGAACAAAUUACAGUAAAUCACAACAAACUACAGAAGCGGAAGUGGGACACUUUUUGUAUUUUCACUAUAAUAGCUCAGCCAAUCACCAUUAGUCAAACAUAAUUGGCUGACAAGAUUGAAACCUGUCAAACAUGAAAGUUUCAUGUGGUCAUGGUCAGCAUUACAGGCCUUGCCCUAAGAAAAUCGCGCGGGAGCGGUUAAGCAUGUGCGCAAAAUAUGUUGCGUGCGCCACUGUGAAAAUUUUUUGUGAGGCCCGCCACAUAUCUAGAAAUGCUAGAAUCGAAUCGCUUGCUUAAGCAAUCUUGGGCGCGUGUGGGGGUGCGCACACAUGAUCGCACGCCUCUUAGAGCAAGGCCUGCAUUAAAACCUUUCACCCAGAUCCCUGUAUGCUGAAAUAACAAAUUUUGUUCUGGUUGUAGAGACUAACUUCCCAUGCAACAUUAUAUUUUAUGUAAUAUUCUGAAUUUCCUACAACCUGGAGCAUUUUGUCUGGUUUUGCUAGUUCUUUGCCACUUCGUAUUUCCAUACUUGUUUGAUAAUUACGUGGCAAUUUGCACUGGUAAUUUUGCAAAAUAAUGCUUGUUUCCAACAUAAAAUCAAAAGUACAAGCAAUCAAGAAGUAGAAUGAAGAAUUUUAUUCUACUGAUUCUUACAUAAGAGUAUUAUGAAUAAAAUUACUGUUUUACAUAAUUUGGGGGAAAUUGACAAUGUUCAUAAUGAGAAUGAAUCAAUCAGUAAUACAUUUAUAGUGGACCUUGGUGGGGUUUAUUAGCUUCUAUUUCUAGCCAAUCAUCACACAGUUAUAUAUUGUGUCUGAUCUCUAUUUAUAACCGGAGUGACAUGACAUUAUUUCAUGAUGGCUGCAGAGUGCAGACAACAUGAUUGAGGAUUGCAAAUAUGGACAUAUUUUUAAAAUGUUAUGGUGGGAAUCAAGCAUCAAAGCCAAUGCAUUUUUAAUUUAUUGUGAACAUGAAGACUGGAGAAGGAAUGUUUUUAGUAAGUAAUUCUGUCAUGAUUUGUCAAUUUACCAAAAUGUUUCCUCAAAUCUUGUAUGACGGAACUUUCUCUAAGCCGCAUUUUAGUAAAUCUGUGUUUGAAUAAUUAGACCUGACCAUAUAGGCUUGUACAAAAAGAUUAUUUUAAUAACUACGUUAAUUGUUUUUAAAGUUUUAUAUCUUUAGUUACUUUUUAACCUGAAGACGGAGUUAUACUCCGAAACGUAGUUAUUAAAAUAAUCUUUUUGUACUAAGCCUAUAUGGUCUAAUUAUUCAAACACAGAAUUACCAAAAUGUUGUUGGGAGUUUAUACUUUGAGGCUACUGAGCAGGAAGCAACAAGAGCCAGUUAUCCUACAUUAGUGUAAUUACAUAGGUGAUUAUUGAAAAUUCUCCACGCUAAUUGCAUGGUUGCCGUUGAGGUGCAUGAUUAUAUGGAGACACAUGGGUGCACAGAAAUACCAGAUUUAUUUUGAGUGUUGAACAUGAUAUCUCAAGAGUGAGUGCAGCGAACAAGUAAUAUAUCAUGUUCAACACGAGAAAUAAAUCUGUACCGAUAUUUCCAAGCAUCCAUGUAUUUUUCUGUUUGUUAUAUAAAGGACAGUCUUUGAAAAGUGAUAAUUUUUACAGAAAAGCGAUAAUUGAAAAGUGAUAAUUUUCACAUGUGAAAUUAUCAUAAAUAAUCUCACAUGUGAGAUUAUCAGUUUUAUCAGUGCUCAAAAUCUCUAUAAAUUAGCACUAUACUUUAUAUAAUAAAACGCGAUAAUCACCGAAGUGAUUUUCGAAAUGGCGGCCAAAGCCGUUUUGUCAAUUAAAUGUCGAAGAAAUGUGUGUGUUUUAGUUUUUUCCAAAUAAUCACCUAUGAAAUUAUACAAAAACAGUUAUUCAUCUCAGGCUCGGUGAUUAUCGUGAAUAAAAACCUCGACUUUGUUAGAUUCCAGUUAGUGCAUCUCAUAAGUCACAGUGCUUACAUAUUAAGCUGCAGAGCUUUCCCAUUGACGAGUAAAAUUGUCUGGCGUUAGACAAGUAAAAAAAUAACUAGGGCGCACUGGGGCGCAUUGUGACUCAAUGGUUAACUACAGACAUUGUCAGACUGCUGCAGAGCUUCCCCAUUGACGAGUAAAAUUGUCUGGCGUUAGACAAGUAAAAAAAUAACUAGGGCGCACUGGGGCGCAUUGUGACUCAAUGGUUAACUAGAGACAUUGUCGGACUGCUGCAGAACUUCCCCAUUGACGAGUAAAAUCAUCUGGCAUUAGCCAAGUAAAAAAUACGUAGGACGCACUGGAGCGCAUUGUGGCUCAAUGGGUUAAUAAUUUCUUGCAGGCUGGCCGGUUUCUUGUGACCUUAAAACGAGCAUUGUACAGUAUCUCUAGGUUUUGAUCUGCAUGCAUUUUCAUCAUUCGACACAAAAUGACGUACGGCUACAUCAUUUUUUUGUCAAUAAUUACAAAUUAAAUAUUGGCAAUUGCUUUACGAAACAAAGUUCAUCUGCUGCAUCAAUUUACGGUGCGUCUAUAAACACCAGCAGUAUAUGAAUAUUAAUUUUAAUAGUUUCAUAAAGUCUCUUAAGCUUUACUGCCUUGCCACAAAAAAUGUAGUAGAUUUUAUAAUGUUGAUAUACGAGACUUCAAUUAUUGCCUUUAAAAUACGUAUUUCACAUGCAAUUUAAUGAUAUCCAGCUUGGGACAAUCUAUCCUUAAUCACUGUAUUCCAAGGGUGGGUAUAGUAGCGACAUUGUUGUAGUUCGCUGCUGUGGCGAACUACAAUUUUGACUACUUUUUUAAAACAGUAGCUGUGUAGUUAUAGCGAACUACAUUUUGCCUAAAAGUAGCCAAGUAGUUGCAUGACUACUUUUCUAACAGCGAAUCGCUAUUCGCUACUUUUUAAAAUUAUUAGCAGCUUGAUAGAAUAACAUGAUAUUGGAGAAUGAUAUAGACUGUUUUGGUGUAAAAUAGUUAAUAUUUUGUGACCGAAAUAAUAAUUUGAAAUGUACCUACCUCCUGUAGUCCUUACAAAAAUGUUGCUUUGUGUUUACUGUUGCUACUCGUAAGUCGAUUUGUCAUAGGUUACAUUACAGCCUGAGUUAGUAGAUGCCCCAAAUACAGUAAAACUAAAAAAUAUAGCGUACUAAAGCGAAAUAGCGAAAUAAUUCGCUACAUUUUUUAGCUGUAGUCAGUAGCGAACUACCUUUGUUCCAAACCUGGAAAAAAGUGGAAUCUCGGUAUCCUGGAUCCUGAGGAACAUUUGCUUAGCAACAAGAUUGAGGAACAUUUUGAAUUUUUCACGCGUACUUUAAAGGAGAAUUUUAAGGAUCGAAUCAUAUUUACUUAUCUGCCAUUUGAGUCUAUUUUGAGAUUACGAAGUGUUCUUCAUAUCCUGUUAAUAGAAUUUGAAGAUUAUUUUGUUUCCUCAGCAAUUUUACUACCAAUAUAAUCGAGAAACAUUUGAAAAAGACAAAUUCAGGGUCCGAGGAACAUUGAACACUUUUUCCAGAUCUGCUUUGUUCAAAAGUAGCAGUAGUUGUAGCUGACUACAUAUUUUUGAAGUAGCUGUAGUUAUACUUAUAGUGAACUACAAAAAUUUUGUAGUCAGCCCACCCUUGCUGUAUUCAAUUUUUAAAAAAUUGACUUCAAAGUUCAUGCUCUCCGCUAAUUCCCCUUAAUUGACUAGCAAACUCUGGCAUUAGACAUAGUAAAAUGAGAAAGUAGGGCGCAAUGCAACUGAAUGCCCAGUUAAGAUGUCAAAAUGGACUGAGCUGCUAUUCUUUAAUUUAAACGUAUGGUACGUUAUUCUUUAUUUUAUUAAUUUAAAAAAUCCCUGUAAUAUAUUUAAAUAUACGAUGAACACUUUUUACAAAUCUCAAAUGACUAGCCAUUAUACAAUGUAACACUAAACACUUUAUACUGUAAAUAGUCUUUCUCUACUUUUACUUAUAAUACCUGUAUGAGUGUAUGUAAUAUAUCUUAAAUUUGGUUGACUAGCUGUAAUUAGAAACAUGCAACUACAUACAUUACCGGCUGCGAGGUCCGUACUGAAAAAAAAAUUAUUUAGUACGGACUGACCUAAACGGUAAAUAACGUGUUUAUUUUUUUAUUUGACUGUUCAUGGUUGUAAUGAAAUUCCGAUAAAAUUCCAGUUGCAAAGUACAUUUGAGAUCAGUCCCCUGCUGUCUACAUUUUCAGCUGUCAUCUACAUUUUGAGGAGACUAGCAGCAACUAUUAAUUAAAUAUCUUUGCACAGAUUCAGAUACAUGAUGAGGUUGAGAUACAUGUAGAUAUUCUAUAUGGUAGAGUAUGUAGCAUGGUUAUGUUUAUCUAGCUUCAUUAUUGCUACAUGUGCAAUCAUUUUGGAUUUGGUGAUGUCAUAAUUUUCAAAUCCGCACCACAGAAUAAGGUAACAGAAGGCCGACUUCUUGGUUUUUCCUAUCAUUUUCCUAUCAUUUUCCUAUCAUUUUCCUAUCAUUUUCCUAUCAUUUUCCUAUGAUUUUCUUAUGAUUUUCCUAUGAUUUUGGCGUAACCCGUAAUUCGUCAUCAAAUGCUGACGCCAUGGUCCUAGCCAGUGCGCAUUUGAGAGGCAUUCACCCCCCUGAUAAUAUUCAAAAUGGCGGACGUCCAGGGGGGAAUGCCUCUCAAACGCGCACUGGCUAGGACCAUGGCGUCAGCAUUUUGAUGAUGAAUCGUGGCGUGGCAGCGGUUACUCGAAUCGACAUUCUGUGUGUCUUAUUCUGUGUCCCCACCCUGGCAAUAUCAUACGUGAUCAUGCAUCUAGUGAACUUCCUCCAUGCAAGCCCUCUUUUGGGUCUUUAUUUCGCAAAUAUUUGACCUGGAAAUUUGUGGAUGCAUGAAGCACCAUGCAUAUAAGUCAACGUUUUGACAAAUGGUCCCAGUUUCCUUUAUGGGAAAUUUGAUUUGAAUCUAGGGAUUUUUUGUGAAAAAUGAAAUCUUGCAAUUUUGAGUAGGCAUGGUAUUGCCUACUGAGACAUAUUUUACAAAUCUCGAACCUAAAAAGUUCCUGCUGCUGUUUAAAGUUACCUCUGGUAACUGCGCAAGUGCUUACUAUCUUUUCCACCAUUGCAAUAAAUGAAAUUUUAAAUCCAUUUUUUCCCAGUGAGAUAUCGUGGGAUGGGGGAGGGUCCGAGGUGAAAUCGAGCUUUUUUACGGUGUAGAAGCUGUGCAGGAUUUUUUUAAAGAAUUUGUAUACUCCAUGUAGUUGUAGGAAGUUUAUUCUUUUCCUAAACGCUUGCAUAAAUUUGUUUUCAAAUUUCACUCUUUGCAUGUGUUUUUUUAAUCUUCCUUCCCCCGCCCCCCGCCCCACUCACUUUCACCCUGUCCGGUUAUCCGAGGGUUACGUUGUCCACUGGUUCGAUUUCCGUUAGUGCUUACUUAAUCAUUUCUUGCAGGCUGGCCGGUUUCUUGUGACCUUAAAACGAGCAUUAGAAGAAUGUAAAAGUAAACUACCCGUGAAGGAAAAUGUAAAGACAGACACAGCUUCAAGAGAACAUCCUGCGAAAGAACAGCAUCAUGUACAAUAUAAUGUAACAUAUGUCGGGAAGCUAGCUGUAUCGCACAGGAAAGCACCUCCCACGUUAAUUGAUACAUCAGUAGAAAGAUUUCGUCAUCAUAAUCAACAGGUCUUAUUAACAUCGAAAUUAAACUCUCUCAGAACAGAACAAAACGAAAGUGAAACACCACCAGAGGAACGUCAUCCUACACGAUCACCAGUAAAGACAAUGAGUAUGGAUAUCGAGGAUAAAACACCAGAACAGGAGAGUACAGAAGAUGUAGUUCGUCCUCGGUCUGUCAGUGAUGGGAUACCCUCCUCAGCAAUGGACCCCACUACAUGUCAAGCUUCCAAUGCUUUCACCAGACCAACUAAAUCGAACAGGAAGUUAAGUGUCUUCUCAGAAAAUCGUAGCUUAAUCAUGAAUAUUUCUGUUCAUUCUAUCUCAUUCAGUUCUUCAGUGUCAGGGCGAAUUUUAAUGGAAAGGAAGGUGCAGGAGAUCUCAUUUUGUCAACAGGUAUAGCUCGUAUUACUGAGUAAUAAAGCUUUGUUUUGAAUUGGUCACGGCGUUCGUUUGACCAAGCAUACAAUACAGUUUUGACAUGUCUCUGCAAUCAGUUAAACUGAUUUGCAUGCUGCACUCAAUUCGGCUUUAAUAAUAUCUAGCCGAAACGCCUUCGUUCGAAACGUCGACGUUUUUUGUACUGCAUCCUUCAGCCAUCUUCUUGAAUAUAGAUCCAGAGUCCAGACUAUUAGUCUACCUCCCAUCAGGGACAGUGACGUGAAUCGUGUGUUUGAACGUACAUGAUUAUCUGUUCCAUCACUUUUAUUUUAGGGUACACUCGAACCAGAGCAUUUUGGUUUUAUUUGUCAUGAUCCUAAAAGUUCAUAUUACCAUUGCUAUGUAUUCAGAGCUGAGUCAAAAGAUGAGGUUAGUACGGUUUAGGUUGAUAUAAGUCUUUGAACUGAUUACUUCUUUACUGUGACUGAUUACUUCUUUCAAGAAUAGCAUUUUAUCCUUUCAAGUUCCCAUAGCGUUUUUCUUUGUAGCACGAUAUUUGUCCAUUGCAUCGCUGUUGCGCUGUCACCAUGUAGAUUGGAGUAAACAAUUAUUUGAUAACACUUGCCGAGACCUUGAUUAACGAUAUUUGUCCAUUGCAUCGCUGUUGCGCUGUCACCAUGUAGAUUGUAGUAAACAAUUAUUUGAUAACACUUGCCGAGACCUUGAUUAACGAUAUUUGUCCAUUGCAUCGCUGUUGCGCUGUCACCAUGUAGAUUGGAGUAAACAAUUAUUUGAUAACACUUGCCGAGACCUUGAUUAUUCAGGGUAACACAAAAAUCGAAUUCAGUAACUGUUUUAUUAUACAUUGUAUUUUCUUUAAACUCUUUCGACAAUGAUAUGAUAUGUCGCACAAAACAGCGUUCUCUGAAAAACCAUAAAAAAAUUAGCAUUAACAAAAACUCAUUUGUCUUCGCUUUUUGCAAUAAAAAACAUUCACAAAAACGCCAUUUGUUCGUGAUUUUUUUCUUGUUUUAUUUUUGCUAUAAAAUUACAUAUACCGCUGAAUCAACUACAGAUAUUAGCAUUAACAUGUUAUCCUCCAGGAGACAAGCUAGCUUUUUGCAAUAAAAAACAUUCACAAAAACGCCGUUUGUUCAUGAUUUUUUUCUUGUUUUAUUUUUGCUAUAAAAUUACAUAUACCGCUGAAUCAACUAGAGAUAUUAGAACAUGUUAUCCUCUAGCAGACAACCUAGUGACUACAUGCAUGAUAAAACUAUUUAAUAUCAUAUUUCUUGUGCAGGUGGAUAAUCUGAUGAAGUCUUUAAGAGGAGCUUUCAAUUCUGCCUGGCAGGCUGUAGGCUCAACAGCGCCAUGUGAAAACUGUCCUUUGCAUAAACUGCAUUGCUUGUGUCAACACUUACAAGGUACAGUAUUUAACUGAAUGGAAACGUUUGCAUGCAUGGGUAUAGCGUGAAACACAAUGUAGCCUUACCACAGGUAUUUUUUCAACCUGUAAGCCCAUAAAGAUUUGACGUCAAUAUUAACGUUUAAAAAUAAAAUAAAAUUAAAUAAACGUGGUUUAAAAAAAUUAUACUGUACUGAUGCAACUUAACUGCCAAAUGUGUACUCCAGAUGUGGAUCAACCGUGGGGUUCAGUAAGUUGUGAGUACUACUUAUUAUAUUCGAACGAUCUAUUUUCCAGUACCCGAGAAAAUAUUCAAGCACCGAUACGGCGGGUCACCAUAUAACGUAGCACUUUUCGUAAUUUUUGCCUGAAAUACAAGUACCGUGAGGACGAAUUUAACGAAUAAAUGUAGUGCCGAUUAAUUCAGGUCUUCAAAUUUCAAACAUUUUCCAGAGGAGAAUGGCCCGUAUAUAGUAAUGCAACCCCCCUCUGGAAAACCUCCACCCCCUCUAACAAGUGAAGCCAGAUCCGCCCCUGACACUACCUUUCCACAGGUCAGAAACCAGCAGAUCAGGAGUGUUUGAUUCGUCAGCAUUUAAUGGAUAACUUUGGUGAUUCUGUUGUGGACGAUUUAAGAAAAAAAUACCAGGUAAUGAAUUCACACGGAUAUAAUGUACUUUAACAAUAUAGCUAUUGAAAUGAGAAUAUUAUAUAGGCUACAGUUUCCCUUUCUUCUUCCUAUAGUUUCCACUUUAUAAAGCAAUUUUUCAAUUUUAUAGUAUAGUAACUGUACAAAACGUUGACAUAUUCCCUCCUGUAUCAAAAUAAGUAUAGCAACGUUAUUUUUACACAUGUCCACAACAAUUCUAAAUUACGUCCAAAAAUCGUUUGAAACAGAAAAAUUAUGUAACAAAAGUUAGUGCCUAUGUGGUUAUUUAAAUUAGAUAAAACACGUAUCAAUCCCCGGCAACUGGACUGUUCUUUGAGGAUAUGACGGGGACUGGUUUGUUUUCCGAUUAAGAAACGUAUUUGAAUGCAGUCAACCAAGUGGCAUAUAUACUCAUUAGUGUUGAGCGUGUGUUACGUAUAAAUGAUACAAAACAUUUCCUCCUAUAAAUGUUAUAUUAAUUUUAUAACUCACAGGCUGAGUCGAAACGUCGUGAUGUUGUAGAACACAAUGAAAUCAUGAUGUCGUUAUUACGUCAACUGUAUGAAGAAAUGCAAAAAGUUCAUAGACAUUCACCAAGUGGGCAGGUAUGUUUUGAGUAUUUCUAAUCACAGUUUACUUCUGUACAAUAGCUUGACGUAACUGCGGUCUACCCGCGUCUCAAAUCCCAGCCCCCUAUUAUAUAUAUGUAUAGAAGCGCCAGCUACUGUGUGCAUGCAAUCUAUUUUUAACCUAGCCUCUCUUUGCCUCUGACAAUGUUUUCUUCGACGAUAAAUUUCAUUAACUAUAACUUGUUGCAGUAUUCAAUUAGCUUCGCCGUUCUACCGAACUGCGUUAAACAUCAUAACGGAGUUAUUAAAGAUUAACAAGAACUUGUGGAGUUGUGGUCACAGUAGCUCAGUUGGUUAACGCGCUGCAUCAGAAUCACAGGGCCCAGGCAGGGCCCAGGCAGGGCCCAGGCAGGGCCCAGGCAGGGCCCAGGCAGGACCCAGGCAGGGCCCAGGCAGGGCCCAGGCAGGACCCAGGCAGGGCCCAGGCAGAACCCAGGCAGGGCCCAGGCAGGGCACAGGCAGGGCCCAGGCAGGGCCCAGGCAGGGCACAAGCAGAGCCCAGGCAGGACCGCAGGUUUGAUUCCUGCCAGAGGGCCCAUAAUUGCAUUUUUUGCAGUUGCUCCUUGUUAGGUCUAAACUUGUAUAAAAUCUUCCGCUCGAAAUUUCAUCUACAAAAACCUUCAACUGUUAGUUGUAUCGAGCGAGAUGCCCCAAAUCGCGUUAUGUAACUAUAACUUUGACUAGCGUUGGAACCAACCAAAUACCAGUUACACAAGUGCGACGUGUCAGCAUGAGCUCCACCUUUGAAUUUACUAUAUGAGUAAAUUCUUAAACACGUCCGAAUUUAUCAUUAUGAAUAAAUUCGCGGCACAUUUUGAAUUUAUCAUAAUGAUAAAUUCGCGGCACCUAACCCUAACCACUAACCCCUAACCCUAACUUUUUAACUUUUUAAAUUUUUUAAAAUCUAACUUUUUAAACUUUUUUGCUUUUUAAAACUCUUUUAAAACUUUUUUAAUAACUAUUUUUUUGAAAAUUUUGAAAAUCUCACCACCCCCGCGCGACUAGCCUCCCUUUUAGUGCCAUUACAUUUAUAACAAGAAGUCUUGUCUAAUGCUUGUGGUUUUAUGAUUAACUCUAUUGAUAAAUUCAAAAUGUGCCGCGAAUUUAUCACAAUGAUAAAUUCGGACGUGUUUAAGAAUUUACUCAUAUAAUAAAUUCAAAGGUGGAGCUCAUGUUGGACGUGUCCAUAUGAUACUCAUUCGCGUAAAUCUUUUCCAUUAUGUGAUUCGCAUAAUUUUGUUUCUUAUUUAUCAUCAAGUCUCAACAGACAGACACUCAAGCUAAAGAAAGACCUCUUCAAAACAAGUUCAUAGCUAAGGCGAAACGUUCUUUAGGUGAUAUUUUCCGGGUAAGUCUGUAACUUACAUUCAAAAUAUGUCUUUAAUGUAACCUCUCAGAAAGCCAUAUUAUAAGUUUCCAAUAUAAAAAUGUAUUUGUGUUUAGUCAAAAGGAAGAAGCUCAAGAAGCGAUGUUGAUGGAACGUCUUGUGAUGAAGCUGAGAAUAAGGUAUAAAAUAAAAUAUUUCAAAAGUCAAUCAAUACUUUUACGCACAUAACUAAGCUUUUAGUUUGCGCUUAGUUGUAUUAUUGUACAGUCAGUGCCAUGCCAUAGCAACCCAUCCUAAUUCCUGGAAUUCUGUAAUUUGCACAUCUGUGACCUAACCGUUCAAUGUGCUACUGGAAAGUGCGCAGCCAACCUAAACUGCAAUAUUAAACGUCAAAGAAGGAGAGGGAGAAAAGGCGCACGAAUCAUUUCGUUCACAUUGAAUAUUACCAUUCACAGGGCCGCCGAGAGCAAAGUGGUGAUAAAAUUGGGCACUGACGCAGCUAUAUUUAAAAUUUUCGGUUAAUAAGCAAUGUUGUAUCAAGAAAUGUUAACGGCCUUGGGGGCCCUUUUUGAGGUGGGGGCCCAGUAGACUUACCAACAACUGAUGUCAGUUGGAUGUGCUUGCUGCAUGUAUCAAGUGGAAAAAAAGAAAGUAUAAACUGUUGUUUUAAAUUUGUAUUUUGCAUUGUUAGGUUGGAGGAAGCGGACAUCAGUUAACAACGGUGCAGCCAGUGAAACAAAUCAAUGUCCACGAGCUAGCUCAAACACCUGAAGACAAAGCCGAGGAUGAGGAAAAUGAGGCUGCUGCGAAACAUAAAGGUCUCGACAGGCCUAAACGUUCGCACCGUAGAUCAUACAGUGACAUCAGUCAAGUUUUCAAAUCACCCAGCAAGGUAUAAGUAAUAAUAGUACUAAUAAUAAUUACUGCUUUUAUACAAUGGAUCUGUUUAAAAUGACCCAACGUUGCUGAGACUGGAUGGAAGACGGUAUGAUAACUACGAUUUAGAUGUAUCGAGUCAUUAGACAUAAACUGUCAAACUGCGAUUAAAUUAAUUUAAAUGUUCUUCAUUAGGUUCAUUAUCAAAAUCACACUGUCUUUCCUUUAUAAUUAUUCAUCAAACUAUGCUAGAAAAAUUCAAUCUUCAUGAAUUAUAUACCGUGGCAUACAUAAUCCUGCUUUACCCCGUCCUGGCAAAAUAGAGUCUUUGUAAAGUGGUCCUAAGACACAGUACAACAAUCAAUUAUUCUAAAGUGUUAAACUUGAUUUACAUAGGUAGUGAAAGAUCCCAACGACAGUAGGGAACAUGUCUCCGAUGAUGAACAUUUCGUUGUUGAACCUCCACAUAGUCAGAAUUCCAAUACAACCAGUAGUCCGAAGAAGACAUUAACUCGCAAACAAUCUUACCGCCGUGCCAUAUUUGACAGUGUUGUCACACCCUCUAAACUGCCUAAGAACGCGGAGGGAUUGGUACCUAGCAAUAUUUAUAUACCGGCAAAUGGGGCAGUAAAAAAGUCACCUUACCAACUUCGGGCAUUAUGGCGGAAAGCAAUCAUGGAACAACGACUUUUGAUUCGAAUGGAAAAAGAGAAUUCAAAAUUACGAGGUAAUUUAAAGUGACUGAAAAAAUAAAUUUAUGUGAUUCUAAUAUUGGUAACUGACUAGCUAAGAGACGGACCAUUAAAUAUUUGAGCGCAAAAAUUCGCGCACAGAAAAAAAUCCAGAGAAAAAAUAUCGUGCAAAACAAACCUAUUGAAAAAAAAAUCGAGCAAGAACUAUGGAUGAUUCGAGCAAGAACUAUGGAUUUUUAAAAUCGUAAUGCAAUUGUUUUAAAGCAUUAAAAUGGUGUUUUACGACAAUCUAAAAAUGUAUGACCCCCCCGUCGACGAACUUUCCGGGAAAAAUUUUUUAGGUCAUCUUUAAAAAAAAUAUCGUACCAAAAAAUUGCCCCAACCCCCUCAAAUAUCUAAUGGUCCGUCCCUAACAGACGUUUAUCCCAGUGUCGCCAAAUUUAUAUUUUUGGGUAACUCUCGUACCUGUUACCAUCAUUGUGACAGUGCAAGCUAGAAGUUCAUGUCAAUAUUCAUAAGACUCGUUAGCUCUAUCAGGUAUAGUCGUUUUAAAGGCCAUGUUAGGGCAAUUGUUCCAACAACUAGCAACGUACUGAAUUUUGUGAGAGUGAGCUGUAUUAUACAUAUAAAUGAAUUCACUGAGAAAUGGAAGCAUGGACCACAUCUUACUCCGCCAACGUUUUCUCUCUCUCUUCCCAAGACGUACAAAAAAGUAUAGGAAUGAAAAUAUCGGUGUAGGAAAUAUCAGUAAUGAUCAUCCACUAACUUUUUGAGAUUGCUGUUUACUAUCUAUAUAAUACCCCAGCCUACUCACUCUCUUGUUCCCGUCAAACUUAGGUUCCGGAACUAUAUAGGCUGAUAUGGCCCUUUGUUCGAAAUUGUGUCGCAAAACCAAUGCACACAAAACGUGUGUCAUUCACCGACAUGCUUCUUUCAUUUAUUUCUUUUUUGUGUUGUGUAUAUGUUUAGCUGGAGAAGGCAUAGCCAAGAACAAACGUCUUAAAUUGGAAUAUGAAGAACUUCUCCCAAGUAAUAAUUUAGCAAAUGAAAUGUGGAAUAAAUUAUUAACAAAUGAAAGUUUGAUUGACAAGGAAGAUCUCAUUGACGCAGUCAAGUUUGGUAUGUCACAAUUUCCAUGCUCUCUCUAUACAUGAUUAUUAUGUUAAUGUUGAAUAGAUCAUACACUGACAUACAGAAUCUUAACAAUCAGUGUAAAUAUAUAAGCAUGAUUGUGUCGUAUUGUAAUCAGUGUUGUUCAUAUAGAUUUCUGAAAUCUAUGUCGCGGAAUAUAAGAGAUUUUCCUCUCAAUCUAAACAGCAAGAAUAUACUUCUUGACCUUCUUAGAUUGUUGGGACUAAUAAAGUUAAAAUUGCCUUGAAUAAAUGCGUGUACCUUGCUGUCCACGCAGAGAUUGGUUAUUCGUCGUUUAUUGUUGGUGUCUAGAACGUAAAACUGAACCAAAAUUCAUGUUGAAUGCAAGGUCUGCUAUACGAAAAUAGAUCUUUUGAAAACAUAAAUGUAUGGUUACGACUUACUGACGCGUCUAGAAAGCGAGACUUAUUGACUUAUUCUUAUUAUAGACUUAUUCUUAUUAAUUUCUUUUCUGGAUCCUUAUUAUAUACUUAUUCUUAUUAAUUUCUUUUCUGGAUCCUUAUUAUAUACUAUAGGUGUACCGAAGAAUCGCCGUGGAGAAAUUUGGAGAUUUUUAUUGAAACAAGAUGCUUUGCGGCAUAAACGUGAGACGACACCGUCCAUGACAUUGUCCUACAGAGAGUUAAAAGAAAUGACAUCUGUUCAUCAACAUGCAAUACUUAUUGACUGCAGUAAGUUUCGAUUUGCUUGUUUGUAAAUUUUAGUCUGUUAUCAACCAGUACCAAAUUUACUAUGGUGUACCGCACCUUAAUAUGCGGGAGUUUGAAAUGUUUGUGACUGAAAAUUUGGUGUCAAACUGCAAGGGUAUAUACUUGGAUCAAACCUUGGGUCCACUGUAGGUAGUUAAUUAUAACAUAAGAUUCAGAAAUAUACUCUGACAGUCUGGCGUUUCGAGGUAAGGCCUUCAUAAUUGAGGAGGUUAAUGACUUAAGGUACGUUUACACACAACGAUUAAUCGGGCCGAUUUCAGAUUUUGCCGAAUGUGUUAAUGACGAAUGUUGUUUGUUGACAAUAGACAGAUCCACCUACCACAAUGUCUCCAAAAUACCACGCCGGGUCUGUAUGCUGAUGACACGGAAAUUUACGCGUCAUCACACAAUGUAAAUGAUCUUAUUGACAACAUAAAUUAUGACCUAAAUAUUGUUACGAAAUGGAUGGAGAAUAAGAAGCUACAAAUUCAUCCUAAGAAAUCUAAAUGUAUGUUUAUUGCAUCCCCCUAUAAAAUUAAGAAUAUACCUCAAGAAAUACCGAUAUUAAUUAAUAAUGUUCCUGUCCCAAGAUUAAAUUGCUAUAAAUGCCUCGGUGUCACUUUAGACGAAAAAUUAAACUGAGAACAUCAUAUUGAUAUGAUUAUUAAGAAAGUUAAUGCAGGCAUUGCAGUAAUUAAACGAAUGAAAACCUGUGUUCCUCAGGAAUUCUUACAAACAGUUUACAACGCCUUAAUACAACCAUAUUUUGACUACUGCUGUCAAUUGUGGGAUACCUGUGGAAUCGUCUUAAAGGAAAAACUACAAAAAUGUUAAUCCCGAGCUGCUAGAGUAAUAACAGGAGCAUCUUAUGAUAUUAGGUCGGCCGAUGUUCUUGCAACUUUGGGGUGGCAAACUCUUGACAACAGACGAAAAUACUUGAAAUUCAUUUUUAUUUACAAAAUCUUAAAUAAUGAAACUGCUCCAAACCUGAAAGAAAAUUUUUUGAAAAUAAGUGAUUGUCCAAUUAUACACCAAUUAAGAAAUUCUCAAACAGAUCUGGUACUUCCAUUCCCAAAAUCACAAUUUAAGAAAAAGACCUUCAGUUAUAGUGGAGCAACUCUUUAGAAUAACUUAUCAAUUACUGCUAAACAAUCCAAUUCUAUGAAUUGUUUCAAAAGACUAAUGAAGCUACAUUUUCGAAAACAAUAAGUAUGUAAAUAGUUUUGUAUGUUUGUUAUUUAUUUAUGUUUGCUAACUGUCUAAAUAAUAAUCAUGUAAAUAGUUUGUAUUAUGUAUAUGUAUUAGUCUUAUUCUUACACGUCCCCUGUGGAAACCAUCAAAAUAUGUUAGGGCUAACGUGUUUAAAUAAAUUUUUAUGUAUGUAUGUAUGUAUGUAUGUAUGUAUGUAUGUAUUAGAUCGAGGAUAUACGGACGUCAAAGACGACGUGAAAAUGGCGUAUCAUAUCCAUAUUCCAUACAUGGGCACAACACGCCAUUUUGACGUCGUCUUUGACGUACGCGUCCUCGAUCUAAAUCUGUCUAUUGUCGUCAGAUGACAUUGACAGCGUAUUUUUCAAAUAUAAUUGAAUUAAAGCUGAAUCGGCCCGAUUAAUCGUUGUGUGUAAACGUGCCUUUAAUGGCCAAUAUUACGUAGCAUAUGCAGAGUACAAAAUUAUUUUGAUUAUCUUUUGCUUGUAAUUUAUUUCAGACCGAACAUUUCCUGCACACCCUUACUUCAGUCAACAUGUAGGCGUUGGUCAGUUUGCUUUAUUUACCUUACUUAAAGUAUAUUCCAAUUUGGAUCCUGAACUCGGAUAUUGUCAAGGAUUGAGUUUUGUUGCUGGGAUACUUCUUAUGCACGUGAGUUAAUCAUAAUAUUGGGUUUUUUUAUGAAAUGCGUGCUGAUUUACGUACUUAUAGCUGGUUUACGUAAAUGUAUAACUUAUUUACCCUUUCCAUCCAGUGGCGGUCACUUCGCGAAAUAUUAGGGAGUUUACGAGUGUAAGACGGCGACGACAGGACGACGGCUAAACAAACUGUUUGAAAUAAAUGAUUCUAUAGAAAUCUUGUCUUGUAUUUACUUUCGUAUGAAUUUAAAAUAGUUUCGAACGGGUAAAACAGAGCUUUAACCCUCCGAGCAAUGUUGAUCACCUCUGGCUUUGCUAGAGAAACGACCUGCACGGCGUGCAAUGCUAGCGUACUAUACAAAACGUGAAAAUAUACAUUUUGCCGUUGUCAACAGAGCUUGGACGACGUCUAAACCCCCUACUAAACUUUUAAUUAUUCAUUUCUUUUGUGCUAUACGAUUAAUGUCAUUGUAUUGAUAGCCGUCGUAUUGACGGGGGGGGGGGCUUGACACCACAUUACCACCAUUUUGUCGCUGCAAAUUCCUUAAACUUUCUUGCCUUAAAUUCCAUACCAUGAGAAUUUGCCUAAUUUAUAGCCUACCAAUGAUUUCAUGGUUGUAAAUGGCAUGCAAAUCAGCAAAUAACGCUUGGUUUCCCCCUCACCCGCCCGCCCCCCCCCCCCUCCCCUCGCUAGUAUCCGCCAUUGUUUCCAUCCAAAAACUCUUCAACUGACAAGAACGAUUCCUGGCGUUGGAUAGAGUAGACUGCGCCAGUAUAGUUUUAAUAUGAUCGAUACGGACUCCCACUCCCAUGAUGCCAAUCUCAUUCCUUGAAAUCUUCGCUUCAAAGGAAGUAUCCGCAACUGCAUGAAACGUGUUAUAUCUUCUGUCGCAAAUAGUUUUAUAUUUUCUUAUAUUUUCUUAACAGCUUGGUGAAGAGGAAGCAUUCGAAGUUUUGAAACACUUGAAUUACAAUUAUGGACUACGUAAUCAAUAUAUGCCUGAUAUGGCUGGCUUGAGAGUAAGUACGAACUAUAUUAUGAGGACUUUAGAUUGUUAUCUUGACAUGAUGUUAGACGUUACUUAGCAAUAUAAUUGCCUCUGUGUUUCCAAAAAAACGCUUUGUCAAGCUUAGAAACUGAGUUCCCAACUUUUUCGGCCUUUUUUGGGUUACAUCCCCAAUAACGCUAUCGUAGAUACUUCAGUGAUGAUGCACUAUUCCUUGGUCGACGAUCGCGCUCCGCUUUAUGAACUGCUGUUUUCGCUUAUCACCCGUCCCCCUACCAGAUCAAGUUGAAUUCAUCGCUGCAUUUAAACUGCAAACGUUUUCUUUAACUUAAAGUAUAAUUGCCUUUAGAUUCAGUUCUAUUAAUAUUUCUUCUCUACUUAAUGAUUCCUGAGCUUCAAACAUAUUCACAGGCAGUUGAGUUAACAUGAAACCUAUUUCCUUGGACCCACUAUAGUGAAACAUUUUAACUUUAUUGCAUCUAGGUUGAGUUCUAUCAAUAUUCUCGCCUACUUCAUGAUGCCUGUCCACUAUAGUGAAACAUUUUAACUUUAUUGCAUCCAGGUUGAGUUCUAUCAAUAUUCUCGUCUACUUCAUGAUGUCUGUCCACUAUAGUGAAACAUUUUAACAUUAUUGCAUCUAGGUUGAGUUCUAUCAAUAUUCUCGUCUACUUCAUGAUGCCUAUCCACUAUAGUGAAACAUUUUAACUUUAUUGCAUCUAGGUUCAGUUCUAUCAAUAUUCUCGCCUACUUCAUGAUGCCUGUCCACUAUAGUGAAACAUUUUAACUUUAUUGCAUCCAGGUUGAGUUCUAUCAAUAUUCUCGUCUACUUCAUGAUGUCUGUCCACUAUAGUGAAACAUUUUAACAUUAUUGCAUCUAGGUUGAGUUCUAUCAAUAUUCUCGUCUACUUCAUGAUGCCUAUCCACUAUAGUGAAACAUUUUAACUUUAUUGCAUCUAGGUUCAGUUCUAUCAAUAUUCUCGCCUACUUCAUGAUGCCUGUCCACUAUAGUGAAACAUUUUAACUUUAUUGCAUCCAGGUUGAGUUCUAUCAAUAUUCUCGUCUACUUCAUGAUGUCUGUCCACUAUAGUGAAACAUUUUAACAUUAUUGCAUCUAGGUUGAGUUCUAUCAAUAUUCUCGUCUACUUCAUGAUGUCUGUCCACUAUAGUGAAACAUUUUAACUUUAUUGCAUCUAGGUUCAGUUCUAUCAAUAUUCUCGCCUACUUCAUGAUGCCUGUCCAAGUCUACAUGAUCAUUUUGAAAACUACGAAGUGACACCAACACUGUACGCUGCGUCGUGGUUUCUUACCCUCUUUGCUUCUUUGUUUCCUGUCUCUUUCGCUUCCAGAGUUCUUGGUAAGUAAAAUAUUUCUUGUUAAAUAUAACCAACAAAGAACAUAGUCAACGUAUGGUCGUUGUGCACGAUGACCGGUCACAUUCUCUUGUAUUCUCUAAAUUUAAGACUUGACUUGGAUCACUGUAAUAAGUAACGCAGCCGAAACUGACUAUCCUUAUAUUUUUUAAAGAUUUGCUUUGUUUUGGAGGAUUAGAAGCUGUUUUCAAGGUUAGUCUUCAUUGAACAUACGUUUACAGUUUUAUACCUAAAGUUAAUCUUAUUAUUUUGGAAAUCCUGUGAAUAACAAUUUUCUUCAACGUCAUAUAUUGCGCAAAUUCUAAAUGCAAUUUAUUUAUAAUUUACUAUUAAUGUUUUCCGCAAAAAUGUCAGCAAAUUUGGUCACAGAGUUAAUCGGUGAGCUCAUGUUUUUACCUUUUUCACCCAAUCCACUCGCAUGUAUAGUUUAAAUGAUUGUUUACCUUUGUCGCAUUCUACGCUAACGUUAUCAGAUCAGGGGUAACUAGGCAUGGGUGUGAGUUGGAUAGCAACUGACGUAAACAUUCACCGAUUAAUCAACAAUUGUUCACGGAAGUGGAGGUGAAUAAUGCCAGGAUAUUCACUGAGAAGCGAAGCGUGGAUAUCCAGAGAUGCAAAGAUAUCCGGAGAUGAGCAACCAAUCAAAUCGCACGAAAGCAUUGUCCUAUUUGUCCACCUCCCGAGUAUAUGCUAAUUAAGUCUAUUGACUCAAUUCGUAGUGGCUCAGAAAAUCAGUAAUAUACACCUAAUUUUAAGGACAAUAUUUCGACGUUUCUUAACAUUUUUUCAAGGUAGGUUUAGUCCUCGCUUAGUUUGAUACACACUCUUGUUGAUCUUACGUGAGCAUGGAGUUGAUUGAUAAUGUGUUUUUCGGGACCGUCUGCGUGGCAAACGGUCUACCAGUACAGCAUGUUUAGAAGGAGACUUUUAAAAGUUUGACAACUAAUGUAUGAACAUAUCUGAAUCUCAGUAUUAUUCUGCAGGUGGCUAUAACUCUAGUCAAUCGUUUCCAAAACAAGAUCUUGGCUUGUGAAAGUUUCGAGACAAUCGUAGAUUUCCUGAAGAUUGACUUACCUAAACUAGCAGUUGAUGAACAAGAAAGUAUCGUGAACGAUGUUCUUGCCAUGGAUAUUGGAGAUAAACUUCUUAGAUUUGAAGUUGAAUAUCAAGUCUUCCAGGAAGAGGAAAUAAAUCCGUCUUUAUUGAAACCAUUACUGGAGAAAACAGAGAAACUGGCUGGGGAAAAUAAAAAUCUAAAACAUCGCAGCAAUGUUUUGAAAAGUGAAUUGAAACAAAUGCAACGAAACGAGAAAGCAUUACUGGACAAGAUCAAAGAAUUGGAGGCCGAAAACACCAGGCUAAGGUCUUUGGCCACUCUGGAGGAGAAUCCAUCAUUUGGUGAUAAUAAUGGUGAUCAUGAUGGUGAUGUUAGUGGUGACAGUGGUGGUUCUGGCAACACAUCCCCAGGAUUUGUUGAUCUUACUGGUCACAAUUUUGAAGUGAAUGAUGGUGAUAUUACUGGCGACAGUGGUGUUGUGUAUGGUGAUCUCACUGCUCACAGUUAUAUGACGAAUGGUGGAGAUGACGGUCCAGAGUGUUCACCUGGUGUUACAAACUGCACCAGUCCUACUGAUGAUAACACAGAUAGUUUUGAACAUAUUCUUGGUGAAACCGACGAUGAAAUUGAUGCGAUGUCCUGUGAUUCACCUUUAACGAUUAAUGAUUCAUUAUGCGACCAUACCAAUAGCCCAGAAUCAGAACAUUGUACAAAACUGUAGAAAAAUAUAGUUGGAAACAGAAUGGAUAUUUAAAAUAUUUUUGGGGGCAAGCUAGAGAUUUAGUAAAUAUUAAUAGAAAAUAGUCUUCCGGGGCCGGUUGUUCGAGGCUGGAUUAGCGCUAACCCUGGAUUAAAUGUUAAUCCGCCGUUUUAGUUUGUGUAUCUCUAUUUGUGUGUCUCUGUUAUUUUAAAACUUCAGAAAAGAAAACUCCCACUGACCCACGCAAGAUUUCUAAGGAAAAAUUUCCAAGUUUAUAAACAAGCUGCUGGGAAAUUUGCUUUGAAUUUUAUGUUAACCUAUAGGGUUAAGUUAACCGACUUUCGAACAACCGGCAGCGUGAUAAACGAUUUCUCUGCAUUCUCCCUGCUCAGCAAGAAACUUCAAGCUUAUGUUGAGUCACGGAUAAGUACAUAUAUUUGACAUAUAAAAAAUAACUGCCGUUGCAAAAGUGGAAUGUGACCAGUUUUUCUGCAUACGCCAUACUUAAAUAAAAUUUAAAAUUGAUAUUAAAAAAGCCCUUAAAUUUAAGUGUCUGAACAAUGAAACAACGAAAUGUUAAAAAUUCUUUACAGUUGUCGUCAUAUAAUUACUUUCGCUAUAUGCACUUUGACGAACAGGGAAUAAAGCAUAGUUAAUCAUUUUCGUACUGCUGACUUGUGUGGAAUCAGGGUAAAUAGACUUAUGUUCACUUUAAAUUACUCGCGUGCCUACUCAUUGUUCUAGCUAUAGGACGUCAAGAAUAACUUAGCAUUACAAUUAUCUUUACGAGCUAUUCCAUCAUGUUAAUAUUUCCAAUGAUUAGAAGUUGCCUUUGUUCUAUUCUGUGCUGUCCUAAUGUGGAACAAUGGGAACUAGGCAUGUGAGUCAUGCAAAGAUGCAAUAUAUUGGAUAUAGACAAACGUUUACUGAGUUUGUCAAUUCAUGCAGAUUUUCAAUGUCUAUCCUGCAAGAAGUCGUUCAUUAACUCCCUUUAUAUGGAAUACCAGAGGUUAGUAAUAUGUUAAGUAGAAAACGUUAAUAUUAUAUGAAGAAUUUUUUUGAUUUAUAUUAUUGCUGAAAGUGAAUGUGAAAAGAUGAAAAUAAUUAAGAAAUUAAUGGACUAGAUAUAAUAUGUUGUAUUAUACUUGAAAUAGAGAAAGAAAAAUAUAAUUCAUAUUCACUCAAAAUAAAUAUAUUUCACACUUUGCUUUUUGCAUUGUAUUACUAGUGAUAUAUACAAGUUAAUUCUUAGUUGAUGGUACAGUCCGUUGGCUCAUAUACCGGGGGACGCGGAGUCUUACAGCCAAUGUAGGUUUUAGAGUUUAACGAAGUGUUUGACGGAAGUGCUAGUUGUUUUCAUUGGAUUAAGCUCGUCCCUGUGGUUGUGAUGAAUGAGCUUGUCUCACGCUCGGUUUAUCCGCCAUUUUGUUGGUACUGCCUGUCCAAAGUCUGAGAGUGCAUGCACGCACCGCGAAAUGCGACUUUUAUCACUGUA